AUGUCCAUCCUUCACAACCCAAUCCUCCCCUACCCCCUCCAAGUCAAUGGAGGAACCUCCAUCCCCGCACCACCAGCCUCAGAAUUCGACGCCCUCUUCGGCGGCGUCCUCCCCAAACGCCAAACAAUAACCACCUACUGGGGAACAACAACCUACUACCUCCUCCCCCCCUCUCACCCAUCCCCAGAUCCCCACGCAACCCCACGAAAAGCCAUCCUCAUCCACGGCGUAGGCACACCAUCCAUCGGCCUCCUCCCCCUCGCAACCCUCCUCGCCGCCUCCUCAACCCCAACCACCAUUCUAAUCUACGACAACUGGGGCCAUGGCCUCUCUUCCACCCCCCUAACUACCCACGUCACGGGACUCUUCCAAACCCAGAUCUUGGCCUUGAUGACGCAUGUGAGAUGGGAGAAAGCGCAUUUCCUGGGUUAUUCUUUGGGUGGAAUGAUAUCUGCUUCUUUCGCGGAAUUCCAUCCUGAGCUCGUGGAGUCUUUGGUUCUUGUUGCGCCUGCGGGUUUGUUGAGGAAGAGUGAGUUGAGUCCUUGGACGAGGUUCUUAAAUUGGGGCGGGUGGGGAUGGGGAUGGGAGGGUGUGAGUGCGAGGAGGAUUUAUGAGUGGCUUGGUCCGGGACCGGUUGAUGUGGAGUGGGAGAAGAAGUUUAAGGCGAAGGGGUUAGAGGCGAUUCCGAGGGAGAGGGUGCAGGUUUGGGAGAAGGAGCUUCAUAGGGGUCAUGUUGCGAGUUUGGUUUCUUCGUAUAGGUAUUGUGGGAUUUUUGAUGGGCAUGGGANAGUGGGAGAAGAAGUUUAAGGCGAAGGGGUUAGAGGCGAUUCCGAGGGAGAGGGUGCAGGUUUGGGAGAAGGAGCUUCAUAGGGGUCAUGUUGCGAGUUUGGUUUCUUCGUAUAGGUAUUGUGGGAUUUUUGAUGGGCAUGGGAGUUAUGAGGCGUUGAUAAGGAAUGGAGUUCCGGUUUUGGUGUUGCUUGGGGAGAGUGAUCCGAUUUUUGAGGUGGGGUAUGUGAAGAAGGAGUUGGAGGCUUUGGGGUGGGAAGGGAGAGUGGAGGUUCUUGAGGGUGUUGGACAUGGGGUUGUAGGGGAGAAGACGAAGGAGGUGGAAGGUUUUAUGUUGAAAUUUUGGGAGAGUUUGGGCGAGAAGUAA
Molecule: messenger RNA, 1153 nt
Organism: Hymenoscyphus albidus
Lineage: Eukaryota; Fungi; Ascomycota; Leotiomycetes; Helotiales; Helotiaceae
Source: the annotation of a GenBank genome assembly